Molecule: messenger RNA, 777 nt
Organism: Parnassius apollo (apollo)
Lineage: Eukaryota; Metazoa; Arthropoda; Insecta; Lepidoptera; Papilionidae
Source: the annotation of a GenBank genome assembly
AUGCCUACUGACUACAAAUUUGUUCUGGCGGCGGCAGUUUUCCAUCAUGGAAAGUUUAUGUAUUGGAACUGCAGUUUUUUCCCCCUGGAGUGGACGGUCGCACAAAUUGUAAUGCUGCUAAAGCCAGAGAAACAACCUGAAGAAACAAAAUCGUACAGGCCCAUAAGUCUGCUACCCAUUCCAUCCAAAAUAUAUGAAUUCCUACUGCUACAACGAAUUUUGCCUAUACUCAAAGAGAAGGAGCUAAUCCCUGACCACCAGUUUGGAUUCCGCAGUAAGCAUGCCACUAUCGACCAAGUGCACAGGCUAACAAAAUACAUCAUGGAGUCACUGGAAGGAGCUGAUGUGCAAAAAAAAAAAUGGAAAAAUCUCAAGGAUACAUACUUCAAGGAGGUAGCAGAUGAUAAAAAGUUGGUGUCGCGUCAAGCUAGAAAGAAAAAGAAAAGACCUUACAUACACAUGAGAGCACUUUCAUUUUUAUGCACUCAUAAAUUUCUGAGAGAUGCGACAAAUAAUGUUACAUACACAGAAAACAGUACAAGUAAUGCCGAAGACCUCACUAAUCAAUCCGGCGAAGACACUGACUCAGAAGUUACACAAAAUAAAAGACUGAAAGCGAGCAUGCGUAAAAAGAGUAAAAAUCUGAAUAACAGCGAUGAUGAGUUAUUGAAACUAUUGCAGGAGAAAAAAUAUGAUGAAGAUGUUUCAUUCUGUGAAAUGCUCAUCCCGAUGUUAAAAAAUCUAUCAAUAGACCAGAAACACUAUGCCAAAAUUUAA